Molecule: messenger RNA, 3471 nt
Organism: Xyrichtys novacula (pearly razorfish)
Lineage: Eukaryota; Metazoa; Chordata; Actinopteri; Labriformes; Labridae
Source: the annotation of a GenBank genome assembly
GGGUGUAUUUUUGGAGCAUUUAAGAGGAACAAAAAGUUUUCUCCUCGUCUGUCCAGACAGAGGUGAAAAAACGUCUCAUAUCUCUUAAUCAUUUGUGGCAGAAAUGAUGAAACAGCAGAAAGUGUUUUCCUCCCUUUCCAGAAAGAGUAUUUGGCGACCUGUGGGAUAAUGAGGUCACUACAGGGCCAGCAUUAUUCAGGUCAGUUGGGAGGAGAGGCUUUGUGUGGAAAUGCAAAUGUUCAAGAUCAGCUGAAUGAAAUCUGGGUAGAGGCUGAGCUGAAAGUGAAAAACUUCCCCUAAACUCUCUGCUUGCUGGACUGGUCAACAAUCUGUUUCCUCCGUGCCCACCAUGAAGACUUGUGGAGUUCUGGUCCUGUUCAUGACUCUUUCUACAGGUAAAUACAGACUUUCUUUGUAGUUUGUCUACUCUAAAUUCUACAGCCCAAUUUCCUAAUUAGUUGGGGCACUUUGUUAAAUUUUGAUGAAAUCCUGAUUUUGAUAAACCACCUUAACCCCAAAUUUGAUUGAAAGAACCGCAAAGACAACACAUUAAGACUGAAAAUUUGUGUUUUUUGUGACAGUUUGAGCUAAUUUUCAAUGGUUGCCAGCAAAAUGUCUCAAAAAGGUUGAGACAGGAAUUUAAAAAACACUAAAACUAGAACAUCUGCCAACUAAUUAUCGUAAUUACAACAGGUUAGUCACAUGACUGGGUAUAAAAAGGGGAUUCUAGGGAGUUUCUUUCUUUGUCAAGAUGGUAAGAAAGAUGGACAAAGCAAAAAGUCUACCAAUUUCAGAAACACACUUUAUUCCUCAACAUGAAAUUGCAAAGAAUUUGGGGAUUUCACCAUGUACAGUACAAAAUAAUCUUUAAAAUAUUCAAAGAAUCUGGAGAAAUCUCUACACAAAAAAAACAAGCAACAAAAAAAGAGUAAUGAAUGGCCACUAGUUUUUGGCUGUAGGUCGAAACUCCACUAAAAGUAAAUGAGUAAUCACAAUAUUAGCUCAAAAUUACUUCUAAAAACCAUUGUCUGUGAACACAAUCCAAUGCUGCGUCCACAAAUGUAGGUUGAAACUGAACAGUGCUAAGAGGAAACCAUGUGAAGACAUUAUCCUGACACUAGUGGUUUUUAGGAUUAACUGAAACCAAGAGAAAAACAGCUUGUUUAUCAGCAUUAAUUUUAAAAAAUCAGAUUGUAGACACAUAAGUUUCCAUGUGUAUGGGCAGCUCUGAGAAUGCACCAUAAAUGCAGGACAACAUAAACAGGUUUCAUAGGAACACAUGCUGCUAUCCUGAUAAUACCGUAUUAUUGAAGACCAUGCAUAUUUCAUUAAGACUAUGCCAAACAAACCACAUUCUGCAAGUAUUACAAUAGGCUUGUUGUAAAGGAAUAGAAGAGGGUGUUGUUGCCUGCCUGCCUGCCUGCAGUGCUGACUUGUCACUCAUUAAUAACAUAAGCCUCAUCAGGAAAUAUAAAAUACAACAAAAGAAAUGUCAAACUGUUCAGCAGCUGAGAUCCUAUAUCAGCCAAGGGUGAAAAUUUCACAACUCCAGUAACUGAUCUUUGCAGUUUCAAGGUGUCUACAGAGUGUCACUAAAGGGAGAGAUAAUGCAACACAUAAUGCUCCUGUAUUGACUUUUUGGCAAUGUUGCUGGCAUUAAAUUUACAAUAAUAUAUAUGUAUCACAUACCAAUAUCAAUUUUCAGUUCUAAUAUUUGCUGUUUUCCUUAUGUUGUCAAUGGAAUAUAGCUUUUACAUAGUUUAAUUUGCAUACCACCACACAAUCUGUUUUCAUGAACUUUUCACUAGUGGCCAACAAUUUGAAGUUGUAUAUAAAACUGACUGAAAGCCUCUGCUCUGAACUCUGGUUUUAUUUACUUCUCUUUUCUGAAGAAGCUGUGAGUGUUUGUGAUAGGCGAUGAAAAUGCAAAAGGAAUGUGUGAUACGUACAUUGCUUGUCUUUUUUGAUUUUUGAUUGCAUGUCCAUGUUUUGUGUCUCUGUACAGCAUGUGCAUUAAGAUGCUACACAUGUACUGCCACAGACCCCAAAUCCUGCACGGACACCAAAUCCUGUCCAGUCAUCUUUAAUAGAUGUUUCUCUCUCAAAGUAGAUGGUAAGUUUGUCUUUUGUUUAAUACUAUUGUUGCAGACAACCAGCCCAAGGUCUCACCAAAAUCAGUUUGUACGCAGAUGAGACAGUAUUUUCUGUUUUAACCAAGUUUACCUCGUGUUUCCUCAUGCACUCAUGACAGUGUUUCCUCAGUUCCUCAAUGCUUAGUUCCUGUUUUUUAUUUAUCUAUCUAUCUAUUUAUUUUGUUGUUUGUGUUAACCUUGACCAUGAAUAGGUGUUUUGAACUUUUUUUUUCAUUUUAUUUGUUUUGUAAAGCACUGCACUGUUUAUGCAAAGCUGCAUUUGGUUGUAUAUACAAUAAAUGUGAGUGAUUGAUGUCUUCCCGAUUUUUUAAAGCUUGCUGACCGCUGGGUUUCUGAGUGUUCCCUUUUUUUUUUCAGGGUACGACAUGGUCACAAAGGGCUGCCAAACCAGCAUAGCAUGUGUAGGUGCCGUGUCGUGCUGUGAAGGGGACUUGUGUAACGGCGCCUUUCCAACUGGUCCCAGUGUCCUGCUGCUGCUGCUUGUGUCCUCAGCCAUCAUUGCCCUCUUUCUCUGAAGCUCUGGUGCUUUCUAAUAUCUGUGCUGCACUUUUUUUUCUGUCCCAAUUUGUACAACUACAGAUGAAUAAAAACACUUAAAAUGUUAAUCUGCUUUUUAAAAAAUCCUUCUACAAGUAAACAUGUCCAGGCCAACACCAGGAGUUUCAUCGUUGUGGGGCCUCAAGAUACCACUGUGUUUACUGACCUGUAGCCUUGAGUUUGGAUGUUUACACAUUGCUGUGUGUCUGUCCUCUUUUGAAGGUUGUCAAUAACAGUUUUCACACCCUGCUUUGUUGACAAUUAACCCUAAAUGGGAUGUUCAUUAAAAUAAUUUCAUAUCUAAUUGAAGAGGGCUUAAAACCAGGGAAAGGAAAAGAUUUACCAGGAUAAUUAAUGAAGAAGAGUUAAACCCUGAGAGCCAGUGACAUGUCCUGCGGUCAAAAUUUCAUGUAAGUGUUCCUGUGAGGGCAGAUACAUCACCAGAAGUGACUGUCCUUAUUUUUAAAACUCAUAUCAGAUACAAACUAUGCAGGGUUAAAACAACAUUGUUGAUUAGCUCUUUAGAAAAUGAGUGAGGUAUUUUAAAGGAUUUUGAGGUUCCAGUUCACCAUCAUUGAAUUCAUGUAUCCAUGUCAGUCUGACGAGCAUUGUUUAAUAAUAACCUCCUCAUUACAGGUCUUUGUUGGUUAAUUCAUAAAUCCUUAAGCAGGCACUUACAGCACAGUUAAAAAGAGUGAGGACCUCUCGGUCUCUCUCUCUCUCUUACUCUCUCUUUCUCUCUUGCAUUUAUGUCACAAAAUAAAAUACUUUAAUAACACAA